Molecule: messenger RNA, 2925 nt
Organism: Drosophila hydei
Lineage: Eukaryota; Metazoa; Arthropoda; Insecta; Diptera; Drosophilidae
Product: fibrillin-3-like
Exons: 4
Coding region: 20-2887 (955 amino acids)
Source: RefSeq, a predicted model, not a curated record
UGUUAAACAUCGAUACUAAAUGGAUACCGGUUGGAGCCUACUGUACCUAUGCUUAGGAGUAGUAGAAUGCAUGCACUUGAGUCAGGAGACAUUAUCGAAUCAAAGUAACGAGAUCUUCGACUAUUGUCAACCGGAUGAGGUGUGGUAUGCAGAACUGGAUAAGUGUUGUCCUCCGUGUUAUCCGAAAUGUUUCGUGCUUACCUCUAGCAUAUCAAAUAAUACCUGCACAUGCAGACGUGGCUACGAGGACGUGAAUGGCCAUUGCAAACUUAGCUGUUACCCCAAAUGCUCUAAGAAUAGUAUCUGUACGGAGUACAAUACCUGCGUCUGCAAGCCUGGCUACGAGUGGAACCGAAGUAAAAGGAACUGUCAACCAAUAUGUAUGCCCCCGUGUGGUCCGCACGCCAGCUGCCUCGAAGCCGAUCAAUGUCAAUGCAAUGCUGGAUAUUCAUCUGUGAAUGGCACUUGCCUGCCAGUGUGCACACACGACUGUGGAAAACACGGUAAAUGUGUGAAGCCUGGGAAGUGUGAAUGCGAUGCGGGCUAUGAAUACGAUUAUAUGAAGCUAACAUGCCAGCCAAGAUGUAAACCUCCGUGUGGUACUCAUGCCAGCUGCCUCGAUGUCGAUCUAUGUGAAUGCGAUGCUGGAUAUUCAUCUGUGAAUGGCACUUGCUUGCCAGUGUGUACACCUGACUGUGGAAAACACGGUAAAUGUGUGAAGCCUGGGAAGUGUGAAUGUGAUGCGGGCUAUGAAUACGAUUAUAUGAAGCUAACAUGCCAGCCAAGAUGUAAACCUCCGUGUGGUCCACACGCCAGCUGCCUCGAAGCCGAUCUAUGUGAAUGCGAUGCUGGAUAUUCAACUGUGAAUGGCACUUGCCUACCAGUGUGCACACACGACUGUGGACCGCAUGGACAUUGCUUGGCACCUGAGAAAUGUGUCUGCUUACCAGGCUACGAAUGGCAGCAGUCGAGGUGCGUGCCCAAGUGUGAGCCGCGAUGUGGACUGCACAGCUACUGUGCGACUAGCAAUCGCUGUAAGUGCAAGAAGGGCUAUAAGCCGGACAAUAUUCAAAGUCUCACGUGUCACGUGGAGCUCAAUUGGUAUAUCUAUCUAAUAAUCGCAUGUGUUAUACUCAUAAUACUCUGCAGCUUCGGCGGUCUCAUAACGUGCUAUGUGAAGCGCCAUAGUAAUGUCAGCUACUAUCCGAAUACCAAUUUCUCGGAUAGAGAUCGAAUCGUAUCAAAUUUGGAAUUGGAAUUCAUGCGUCAUUCAUGGCUGACGUUAGGCCUAAGCCUUGUCUUGCUUCCAGGGCUGGGGGCACAAAAGGGAGCCGUGUGCCUGAAGCGAGUGCCCAAUCGAACCAACAAAACGGAUGAAGAGGUGAGUUGGAGUCUACGCGAGGUGUGCUGCAAGGGUUAUGAGGGCACACCGGGUCAGUGUCGACCCUGGUGCGAUCCCGCCUGCGUGCACGCCCAGUGCACCGCUCCACAGCAAUGCACCUGCGAUUUGGGGUACGAAACGAUGGGCGGCAUCGAGUACAGCUACGCCGGCUGCCAGCCGAAAUGCCACGCCUGUCGCUAUGGCGAUUGCAUUUCACCUGGCAGCUGCCGUUGUUGGCCCGGCUACGCGAUGCAGCGCAAAUCGCUGAGCUGCCAACCGGUGCAGCAUCAAUUGCUGCCUGCCGAGCAGUGCGUGCCACCUUGUCGGAGCAAUUGCUGGCAAAAGCUCUUCAGCUGGGGUCGCCAGUUCACUGCGCCAACCACGUGCCUCGACAUUUGUGGCCAGAAUCAGUCGGAGCCUUGUCUGCAGCUCGAUCAAUGCGUCUGCAAUGGCCUCAAUCAGCGUCUGAUCUGCCAGGAUCCUCAGCAGUCGUUGCCGCAGCAAUAUGUGUGCAGUGAUCCAACUGAUCAGACAGAUCAGACCUAUCAUGGGCUUCCGAUGGAGCUUAGCUUAGCCAGAGGAAACCCGACCGAUCGAACAUAUUCAUACUGGAAACACAAAACUGAACCUGCUUCGGAUCACUUAACUCAAACAGAUCACAUAGAUCAAUCAAUCAAUUGGCAUCAGAAGGAUAAACAGAAUUGGAUUGAGCCAACAGCGCCAUUCGAUUUGGAUCCAACAUAUGACUCAAUUGAAGCUGAUGGAAAUUCGAUAAAUCAGUUACGCAAUGCUCGACUUGUAGAUGCCAGAGAUCAUACGAUUGCAAUCCAUCAUUUGGCGCCUACUGAUCAGACUGAUCAAUUAGCUUCAACUUCGACUUCAGCUCAUGCCAUUAGAGAUUAUAUGGAGCAAUUAAACUGGACAGAUCAUAAAGACGAGAUAGAGCGACCGGACUUCGCCCUAACAGAAAUGACAUCCACCGAUUCAAUAUUUUCAUAUGAAAGGUCUGUGUCGGAACAAUUAGAUAGAAGGCUGCCGAGAAUGGAAACAAAUCGAACACUUCAAGAAGAUCGACCGGAUCUAAUUUCUCUGGCUCAUGAUUAUCAAUGGAUAGCUGAUGCCCUUCUAGAGCAACGACGUCAAGAUAUUAAUCAAACAUAUCUCAUGGAUUACAAUGAUAUGAUGCUAAAUAGAAGCAAAGAUAUCGGGCAGCGUGCACUCGUAUCGCACCUCGUCGAUCGCAUAGAGCCGCCAAUGCUUACCGAUUGGUUGGACUCGGACAGACGCAUUCAGCCAAUGCAAUCGCAUCAUAAAUAUAGCGCUGCAUCAACUACGAGUGCAGACGAUGUACAGAUAAAGGAUGAGCUUCACAAGGCUACUCUCAUAGUGGGUCUAGUCGUAUUUGGUUGUAUUCUGCUAUGUAUUAUUAUUAUUAUCGGUAUGUGUGCGAUGCAUAAGAAAAUCAAAGCGCCCAUCGGCAGAUGGUACGAAGAAUAUUUUGUUUAACAACAGUAAAAAUAGAAAUCGAAUUUCAAAUCUCUGCU